AGCACGGGGAGACGCUGAGAAGCCACAUCUCCAGUUUGUUUCUAUAUUUUUUGUCUAAUGUCAUUGAUUUGUGUUCUUUUCUUUAAAAAAGUGUAGAAUCAUCAGUGAGUAAAAAUGCCACCGAAAGGUGCCAAAAAGGGCUCAGCUAAAAAACCCAACGUAGCGGGAGCCACAGUUGUUCACAAGAAUUGGGAGGCGGAUCUCAUCGAUGCACCAUUUGAAGAGGAUUCAUGGCGCGCCUGUGUGUCUAUGGUUGUUGGGGAAAGUCCUGAAGAUGAGGAGCUGCUCCAGCCAUUAGCCGAGGCUGUGCAGCGACCACUACGCAAACUCUUCUCCGCGUUGACCUGGGACGACACACUCGCUAAGAUUCAUGAUCUGGGGAAUCCCAAAACAAAAACCAAACAUGAUGAGGCUCCCAUGUUCCAUGAGGUUACAGAGUCUGCUAAGCUGCUGCUGGAUGCAGAAGAGGAGAUUCCCUGUGACCUGAUGGCGAAAUUACUGAAGUUCCAGCUCCUUCAUAUCAAAGCCAAUGAUCAGCAGAGGAGGUUGGCUGAGCAGGCAGAGGACGAGGAUGUCAAUCUGCCUCCUGCCACCAAAGCCUCUGACAAAAAGCGAAAGACUCCGCCUCUACAGUCAUCCAAGAAAACAAAGCUGAAACGCAGGGAUGAGGCUGAGCCUCCUAAUUUCAAAGCUGAUGAACCAGACGAUGGUCCUGAGCACUACAUCCUGUUGCUGGGCUUUCACCAGCCUCACCUGAUUAGGAUCCUGGACGCCAUCGGUGUACACGUAACGAAUGUCAUCAAACUGUGUUCAGAGCACGAGCAAACUUGUGAGGUGCAGCAGGAGCAACACGCCUCUGAGGACAAUAAGCAGUCGAGCAACCAGAGCACAUCUGCAGUGACUAGUGCAGACUCAUCCAGUGAAAGGCAGGCUGCACCUGCCAGGACACUGGAGCUCUUCUGGUCUGGUCUAAGACCUGUUCUGUUAAGCGCUCCAUUGGAGUCGGAGCUGCACAAUUUGGCUCAGCUCUGCUACACUGUCCCUGAAAUCCGACCUCCAUCGAACUCAAAUGACCCUGACUGUCCGUGUGUCCAGCUGGAGUUGGGAAGCCGAAUCUUUGACGGCAUUGCCAAGCUCAUCUAUGACGGUGUGGACUGGCGCCAGCAGCAUCAGCACUUUCUAGACAGCAUCAAUCUCAUCCAUAUACCCUCUGUUGCUGUGUUGGAUAUUCAACCCUCAGAGGGUGUGUCGACCCGUUUAUCCGUGACUCUAAACUCAAAGAGGACUGCGGUUCAAGAUGUGGACAUGCGUUAUUACAGCUACCUACUGAACCUGGUUCCACCUGAGGCUUGCUCAGUUCCCCUUAUUUUGGACUGUAUGCUACAGCAGGUGGUGAUUUCCACAGAAAGGUCGGACCAAGCGCAGUCUCGCAUAGCUUGGAGAACCAAGUCUCACAGUGGUCCCUGGUUAGACCCUCAGUUGGCUGCCUUCAUGCUGCAGAACUUCCUGCCCCUGGUGCACACAAAUGAUCAGAGGAGCAGAAUGUUAAACAGCUUAGUCAGUGUUGUGCAGAGAGAGGAAGACAAAAAGGGACUAGUGGACAGGUUUGGAGCAGAGGAGACUCAGAGGAAUGCUGAUCUUCCUUUGGUCAUCAGACACCAUGAUGAGAGGGCAUUGCGCUUGAGGGAUGUCAGUGCUGUUCAGGGUUUUGAUCCAACACAAGUGGAGUCGUCCAUAAUGAAGCUGUCUCCAGUUUGGGAGAUGAUCCAGUCUGCUGCUCAUCCUAGAAAGAGCCUCUCUACCUGGAUGUCCAUCAAACAGCAUUUGCAACAUGACAGCAAACAAGUCAUGGCAGGGCCUGAAGUGGAGCGUCUGUUUCAUCAAAGUGUGUUUGAGGCUAUGACAUUGACAAGGCUGGACCAGAAUGGUGAACUACCGACUGCUGCAGGAACACUGGAAACACUGGAGCCAACACAGCAGAAACCCACCAUAAUCCCUUGGGACAACCCUCUGAUAUAUGCUAAAGUGCAGCUUCACAACGCACAGAAUAAAGCAUUUCUCACAGAGGAACCUGGUAAUGCAGAGUUCAGUGAGAGAAUGAGCUGUGAUGUGGAGCUGUCAGACAUCCAGCGCUGUCGGCUGAGAUCUCUGCAUGACUGGUAUUAUGCUGAACACCACAGUGUUUCUGUCUUUCCACAGGUACUCCAGGUAGCGUCGGAAGAAUACCUGUGCCUCGACACCUUCAGAGGAAGCCUCAACAACGUCCUGUACAUUUUUUGCCACAGUCCCACACGUUCUGAUCACCAGUGCAAGGAGUUCUGGGAUGUGGCCCUUCACACUGAUGUCAAGUUCAGGACGUAUCUGGAAAAUGUAGCUGAUACUAUUUUGGACUGGACAAGAGAGGAGGAGUCAAAGAGAAUGGCAUUGCAGCUUCUCAGUGCUGAGUCUCCAAACGAUGAAAACUCGGAAUCUACAGAUGAUGAGGACUCUUUGGAUCCGUUCAUCAGGAAGGACUCCCUGAAAGCCUGGAAGUUGGAGCAGGAGCGGCUAAAGGAGGAGGAGGAGGCCAAGAAAUCAAAAAAGGUGAAGAUGCCAAAAGGCAAGCCACAGAAGGAGGAGACUAAAAGUAAUAAAAAUUUGACUGGUAGCAGGAAGAACAGACCAGAGUCGGCAGACAGCUCAGGGGAGAAGCUCACUGAGCUCACUACCACUUCGGCGCCCCCUGUACACAAAACCUAUGGCCAGCUUGAGACACAAGAGCACUGCAGUGGCUUCACAGGUUACAGCAUGAAUGGGAUGUUGAUCCAUGUGUCAGGUUGUCUCCAGUACCUGUUCCCUUCAGAUGGAGGGAAAAUCACUGUGGAAAAUAUCAACUAUGUUGAAGGCUCCAGGCUAAUGAAAGUGGCAGUGAAGAAGGAUGGACAUCAUUUCUUCACACACAUCAUCAGAGAUGUUUAUCCUUCACAGUCACUUGAUAAAGAGGCUGAUUACAAAAAGGAAAAUUUGUCAGCGUAUGUGGCAGUGAAGAGAGUGAAGCUGGGCUCCCUGUCAGCUUUGCUAAACAAUGGAAUUCACCUCUCGUACAGUUUCUAUGGUCCCACAGGAGAACAUAUAGAGAGUAUACCGGAAACUGAAGUGGCCAUCACAAGAGCCACCAGCGAUGUCACCAACUCUCCUUCCUCCUCAACCCAUCAAUCCAGGGCAUCAGACACAGACUCAGCCAGCCUGAGUGGAACUCAGGAGUCCCAGCCUCAGGUGUGUGAAGGCCAGUCAGGAUCCUCACCGGAACCAUUCAACAGUCUCAGCCUGUCUCUUCCCAACGGCCUCCUCUUGCAGUUUCGAAGAGAGGACACUCAAGAAGAGCAGGGUAUCCUGGUGAGACAGAGCUUUCCUCUACAUGGUACAAUAGAGGUGAAGCGGCUUCAGGACACGGUCCUCACCAAGGAACUGUCCCGCAAUGUCACCAGCCAGGGAACUGUGAUCCGUUACAUGAGAGACAAGUCUGCAGAGAUGCUGUUUGCUGAUGGAGCAGUCAGUUUCAGUCAGGAUGGAGCUCCAACUGAGGAGGACAACACAAAUGAAGAGCAGAACAUAGAGAGUAAUUGGAAAAGGUGUUGGAUUACUACAUAUACCUCUGGAUCUCGCGUCUGCACUGUGGGGUCCAUUCACAAACGCAUACGCGCCCCCCGUCUUCUUACCUACAAGGUUGUAGACCCCAUCACACAUGAGGUGAUGCUGAGCCGGGAGGAUAUGGUGGUUACUGUCCACAAUAAAGAUGGAUCUCUAAGUGUGGAACACGCAGAUGGAACCAGGAUCACCACUUUCCACCAAGAAAGAACAUCAAACACAGAGGAGCAGUGUGAGAGUGUGAUUUUUAAAGCCACAUCUGAAUCUGACUGUGUGCCCAUCACGCACUGUGCAGACAGCAUCGAUGAGAACAGGAACAUCCAGGAAGCUUGUGACAGUGGAAACAAGCAAAGCUGGGACAGUGCAGAGACAGUGGGUGGCAAAGAGGAUGCUGGUUCGAACUCGAGCGCGUGUGAGGAUGUUUUCAAUGCGCCGUGUAAGGAUGGUGACGAGAGCGCGUCUAAAGGUAGUGUGUCAACCAAAGAACGAGUGGUGUUGGUGGAGAAGGAGGGCUAUGCCACCGUGGUGAUGUAUCCAGAGCGACAUAUGGCUCAUGUCUUUUUGGCUGAUGGAACUGUCAUCACUGGGGACAACCAAGGAGUCUAUCAGGUAUUUCCAUCCAGUGUGGGGUUCCUGCAGAUCCAGAGUGACGGGAAGUGUGUGUACUCCACUGACACACUCGUAAACCCCAGUCUUCAGGACGAUUCUCCCAUAAACCAACCAGGAAUCUACACCAUGAGUCACACAGACAGUGUGGCCUGUGAUGUUACAGACCCCGAUGGAAACCACUUUCAGGUGAUGGAGGAUGGGCAGAUAUCAGUGCUAAACGUCAGUGCCGCUCCAAGCACAGAGAAACAGUACGAUGAGGAUGAUAAUCAGGAGAAGGAGGUGGUGGAGGACAAAGAAGUGGCUUCCAGGCUUCCUGUAAAACAUUGUUCCAGACUGUUUCUGGUUCACGAGGACGGCUCAGGUACUGAACUGCUGAGCUCUCAGGUUGUUGAGGAGCUGCUCUACCAGGCGUAUUCUGACCCUACCAUAGCAGUGCUGAGGGAACCACUGCCAGACACACAAGAUGAAUUUGGUAUUACCAUCCUGAAGCCCCUUCGGCAGAGUAUAUGGUCCCAGUGGUUACUAGAGAAACAGAACCCUGACAUCACCCCUCCCAACCUCAGGAACCGCACCUGGCAUGACUUCCCCGAUGUAGAGAAGAAGAACCCAGGUCCUGUAUUUGGCACCAACCUCGGAAGAGGUCUGAAUGUGGGAGAGAGGCCGUGGGAGUCUGCAGCACAGCUGCAGUCUGUCAGGGGCUGCCCUAAAGUCCUGGAGAUGAGGGAACUACACCAGCACAGACCAUUUACCAAGAGACUCAAGAAGACAAUAGACACACGGCUGAAGGAAUACAUCGAAAGUUUGAUGGAGAGGGAGCGGCGAUCGGAAGAAAUAAAGGUCAAAGACCCUCGAACUCGAGAAGAGAGUGACCAUGCUGCUGAUCUGCUCAGUCUGGUCCUGUCUUUUGCAGAGGAAGAGGACAUUAAUCUGUCCUGCGACAAGAAGACACCAGCGGACAUUGGCAGUCUGUAUGGCCAAGGUCUUGAAGCCAAAGCUGACCAUUCAGAUUCUUCAGGAAACAUAGCCACACUCAUCAGUGACAGUUUUUGGACUCAAAGACAUGCACAAUACAGACAGGAGCUGUGUGAGGAGAAGGCCUGCAGAGAAGCUCUGAGGAGGAGGAGUGUUGUUCCUUAUUUCCACACAGAAAAUAUCCCAUUGCAUCAGACUCUAUCUGCAGAUAUCCACACCAUCUCUAAAUCAGACAGUGCAGAGGCAGAGUCAUUCGUGAAAGAUGCUCCACAUGAGAACACACCACGGCCAUUAAACCCAACACCGUCUCAAUCAGCAAGCCAUGGAGCAGGAAGUGACAGGAGACAGCCUGACAAGAGACCCAUCAACCCCACACCUCAGUCUGAUGGUGAAAGCAGCCUGCGGAUUUUGUCUAGGCCGUAUAAGUCAGUCCAGGUGGACGUGACUGGAAAGCCGAGGAAAUCUAAAGUCAGACUACCAGCCUCCAUCCUCUGCUCCAAACCCUGCAGUGUUCCAAAUAAGCAGUUCCUCUCAGUGGAAGAGCCAGUUAGAAGGAAGUGUCGAAUGAUUUCUCUGAUGGAUCCAAAAGUGGUAAUGAGGGGCUUCCAGCUCUUCCCAUCCAGUGUGGACUUUGGCACGGUGCAGGAGGGCACCAACUCCACCAUUAUUGUGCUGAUGAGGAAUGUGGGGGUUGACACCUGCAGGUUCCAUGUGAAACAGCCUCGGGCUGCGACAGGCCUCCGCGUCAUCUACAAUCCUGGCCCUGUUCCUGCUGGUCUGUAUGUGGAACUGCAGGUUCAGCUGUUCGCCAUGUGCUCAGCUGAAACAGGAGAGGAAGUGCCGAAAAAACACAUCUCCCAUGAUAUUGUCAUCCACACUGAGACUGACAUCAUCUACCUGCCUGUCACUGCUCUCAUUGUUCCUGAGAGGUUGUACGACAUUUGGCUCAAGGACCACAGCGGUACAAACAAAAAGAAAAGCUCCAGGAUACUUGAACUUCCCUCGGCUUCAUCAGCCACUCGGGGAGGAGCCGGGCAAAAAAAAGGGAAAUUACAAUAAUGCCGCCAGUCGAUGAGGACUACACAGGAUCAUCAUCGUCACUCUGAUUGAAAGUGAUGGGCAAGUGAUCUGGAAAUAGUCACGAGCUGUAAGCUGAAAAUGAAGCACAGAACAUGACCAAAUCAAUCCCAACUGUCAGUCACAUGCACAGAAUUUAAAACUACAGUAUAUCAACCACAAAAUGGUAGAAUUAAGAAUCACCUUGACAGUUUUGUAUGUUGUGUCAAAUUAUGAAAAUACGUACUUCCUGUGAUGCUGCAAAACCUUGCUAAACUAAUUUAAAAUUGUGUACUGACUUUGAGUCACACUUGAACGUUAUGAUAUAAAAAUUCACACUUUUAUUAAACUCAUUAAGGUAA
Solea senegalensis (Senegalese sole) is the source of this 6626-nucleotide messenger RNA. RefSeq names its product sperm associated antigen 17 (gene spag17). Gene Ontology annotation, biological process: axonemal central apparatus assembly; epithelial cilium movement involved in extracellular fluid movement. Gene Ontology annotation, cellular component: axonemal central apparatus. The coding region runs from base 115 to 6267 and encodes 2050 amino acids. Lineage: Eukaryota; Metazoa; Chordata; Actinopteri; Pleuronectiformes; Soleidae. The record is from RefSeq and is a predicted model, not a curated record. The transcript has 49 exons.